Molecule: messenger RNA, 1554 nt
Organism: Notolabrus celidotus (New Zealand spotty)
Lineage: Eukaryota; Metazoa; Chordata; Actinopteri; Labriformes; Labridae
Gene: kcnmb2a
Product: potassium large conductance calcium-activated channel, subfamily M, beta member 2
Exons: 4
Coding region: 40-750 (236 amino acids)
Biological process (GO): potassium ion transport; detection of calcium ion
Cellular component (GO): voltage-gated potassium channel complex; membrane
Molecular function (GO): calcium-activated potassium channel activity; potassium channel regulator activity
Source: RefSeq, a predicted model, not a curated record
ACCUCAUCGAGGAAAGGAGGACGCGGAUCAUCAGGAAAGAUGUUCUUUGUGGCGGGAGCCAGAAAUGCAGGAGGGUCAGGAGGAGGAGGUGAAAGGAGGUCAAUCUAUCAGAAGUUCCGUGAUGUUGAUUCAUUGGACAAGAAGAAAACAGUGACAGCUCUGAAGCCAGGUGAAGAUCGAGCCAUCUUCCUGGGCCUGGGGAUGAUCCUCUCUUCAGUCAUGCUGUACUUUGUCCUAGGGAUCACAAUACUACGCUCCUAUGCAGACAGUGUGUGGACAGAAGAGGGUGUGUGUAUUGUACUCAACUCCACAGUCACAGCAGACAUGAACUGUUCCUACAACUGUGGCUCAGACUGCUGGAGGGUCUCAAAGUACCCGUGUUUGCAGGUUUACGUUAGCGUCAACAACACGGGCCGCGUCAGCCGUUUAUCUCACAAUGAGGAGACGCAGGACAUCAGCUCUGAGUGUUUGUAUGUGCCGCGGUGUCAAAAGGACAGCUCUGCCAUGCAUAUCAUCAUCAUGAACAUCUCAGAACAUCUGAAGGUGCAUCAGCAGGUCCCUUGUUUCUAUGACCCUAGCGAGCAGCAGGAGAUGGUCCUCCUUACGCGCCUGUACGACCACAGUGUUGUCUUCCACUCACUGAUGUGGCCCUCCUGCAUGCUGACUGGAGGAGUCCUCAUCAUCGUCAUGGUGAGGCUCACCCAGUACCUGUCCAGGCUGUGUGAAGAGAUAGGAAAGAUCAAACGGUGAAAAAGCAGCAGUGAAAGACAAAAAUAUGGUGAUUUAGUGAUGGUUAUCUCUCAUGACAGGGAAAGUUCUGGUCAAACCACUUGGCUAUGACCUCUUAUAAACUUCCCUUUUCAGCUGGGACUUUGGGAGCAGCUGAUAUUCACUCAAGAUUGAGGAUGUGACUGUUUAUAAUAUAAAAUCAAAUGUUUGUAAACUGUCCCACAUGUAAAAUAUGGUUAUACAGUAAAACUAUGACUGCAUUUGGCAUGUUGUUAACUUGUAAAAAGAUUUAUUUGUACUUGUUUACAAGAGUUGUUGACAGUUGUAAUCUUAAGUAUGUUUUUAUGAGCAUGUGCCUGAAAUGUCACAUAUGAGACAGGUCAAAACCAAAGUUCAAAUGGCUGAGGGGAAAAGCUGCUGGAUGUUCAUUGAUGAGGGUUUGUAGAACUUUGGAAACUUUUCAGAUUUAUAUGAUUGUUUUUCAGAAACAUGUCCUUUUUUUUUUUUUACCUCAGCGACCAAAUAUCUGUGGAUUUGUUAUAUUGAAAUGUAUCUUGUGUUUCAACAUAAGGCAUGCUAUGAUUGAUUGACUGAUUGAUAAAUCUUGACUCUCCAUGACAGUAUGUUCACUUCAUCACAAAAUUACAAUAACCCUGAAAAGACCACGUCUACAAAGUAGUGCAUGGAUUCUUUGAAAAUAUAUUCUGCAAGGUGUGGAAUAAAUGUGAUCCUGCCUCUGAUUUAGAGGUCAUAAGUUUACUUUACAAGGAAAACUACCAUUGCAUCCAUCUUCGUGUUAUCUCUACAAUAAAAACUUAAACUGAA